AUGGUGUGUGCAAAUGGCAUGUUUCGUUAUACUGACGGAGUGGACAAGUUGUUGAUGUUUUUGGGGACUUUUGGUAGCAUUGGGGAUGGGUUGCGGUUCCCUCUCAUGAUGUUCAUUCUUAGCGAUGUGAUCAACGCCUAUGGAAAUCUCAAUGACACCAUCUCUACUCGUUCUGUGAACAAGGCAAGGACAAAGAUAAUGCUAUACUUCCACCUCGAUACUUACGCACUGAGGUUGCUAUAUGUUGCAAUUGGAGUUGGAUUAUCUGCAUUUAUUGAAGGACUGUGUUGGGCAAGAACAGCUGAGAGACAAACUUCUCGAAUGAGAUUGGAGUACCUAAAAUCUGUGCUAAGGCAAGAAGUUGGUUUCUUUGACACUCAAGCAAAUGAUUCUUCCAUUACUUACCAAGUUAUUUCAACCAUUUCCUCCGAUUCCUCUACCAUCCAAGUCACCAUAGGCGAGAAGAUACCUGAUUGCCUUGCUUGCAUGUCAUCCUUCUUCUUCUGCCUCAUAUUUGCCUUCGUACUAUCGUGGAGGCUCUCAUUGGCUGCUCUUCCCUUCACUGUACUGUUCCUCGCCCCGGGCCUUGGAUUUGGAACACUGAUGAUGAAUGUAGGAAUGAGGAUGAUUAAAUCUUAUGCAGUUGCUGGUGGGAUUGCAGAACAAGCAAUUUCUUCAAUAAGAAUUGUGUAUUCCUAUGUUGGAGAGCGCCGUACCCUUGAUAGGUUCGGCCAUGCCCUUCAAAAGACAAUGGAACUAGGAAUAAAGCAAGGUUUUGCAAAAGGAUUAAUGAUGGGAAGCAUGGGCAUUGUAUAUCUUAGCUGGUCCUUUCAGGCUUGGUUUGGGGCAAUUCUAGUUUCCGAAAAAGGAGAAAGGGGUGGCCAUAUUAUUGUAUCAGGGUUUAAUGUCCUCAUGGCAGGAUUGUGA
Messenger RNA from Ilex paraguariensis (yerba mate), 927 nucleotides. Lineage: Eukaryota; Viridiplantae; Streptophyta; Magnoliopsida; Aquifoliales; Aquifoliaceae. The record is from the annotation of a GenBank genome assembly.